CGCGCUGUUACAAAAAUCCCUCCUUAGUCGUUGCUCUGCUCGUUUUCUCCUUCAUGCCGCAGCAGGUCUCUCUCCUCCUCGCCUUCAUCUAACCCCUCUCCCGCCGCUAGCCGCGCUCCUCUCCGCCGCCGUGGUCUACUCCUAGCGCCCGUCUACAGUGUCUCCAGUCACCCCUCCAUCUCCAAUCUCCAUCAUCUUCUAGACUUCAUUCCCCACCCCUAAAAAUGAAACCCUAAAUUCCGCGAAUUAUGGAUUGUAGCGUUCGUUAAUCCGAUUGGAUUGCAGCGGCGGAGCUGAUUUGCUUGUAUCUCUGCUGGCGCGGACUCCGGCGGCAAGGUGAUUGCUUUUCGAUUUCUUGCUUUAGGUAGAACUGAAUUGAUCAAAUAGAAAGUCGAUGAGCAUCCAUUUGUCUUGCUGUGAAUUGGGGAAAAUGGAAAUUGGGCGUAGUGGGGACAAAGAUACUACUGACAGGUUAAGCCAUCUUCCAGAACCGAUUCUUCAUCACAUCCUUUCGUUCAUGGACACUAUAUCUGCCGUUCAAACCUCGGUGUUGUCUCGUUCAUGGAACCGGGUGUGGAAACAUGUCCCUGUCCUAGAACUGUGUCGCCUUUCCUUCUAUGAGUAUUCGAGUUUCCUGUGGUUUGUGUGUAAGGUUUUGGACCUUCGUUAUAAUCUUAGUCUCCGCAAGAUGAGCUACUUGGACAACUAUGUGUAUAAACAUGAAAGGGGAGAAGAUGAUGAGAGUGACGCAUUGAUCACGGAGUUUCGAGAUAUUGGUGUGUGCAUGGAGGUCAUCCAAUAUGCUUUAUUCUAUGAUACUCAACAUUUAGUGAUCGACCUGGACAAUGAGUAUAAGGAUGUCCAUCAGAGUGACAGAUUUACGGGUUUGUUUGGGAAAAUCUUGAAUUGCAACCUCAAAACUCUAGAACUAACGUAUGUCUGCAUCGACGAUGGUCUUGCAUCUCGUGGUUUUCAAAUGCUGACGACUUUGAGAUUGCAACUUUGCUCUCUGGCUUCUGAUCAGUAUGAGGACUUCUUUUCGAACUUUCCCUCUCUGAAGAAUUUGGUCCUGAGUAUUUGCCAGCCUUGGGACUAUGGCAACUCCAUCGAGGAUGGUAGGGGUCUGAAGAUAUCUGGAUCCCAAUUGAUUAGCCUGACGUUGGAUUUUAUGGUGUGUUACAAGAUGGAAAUAUUUGCACCGAAACUCAAAUUCUUCAAUCUUGUGCAUGACUUGGAAUCCCUGGUAUCCACCAAGUUAAGCAUUCCUUCCCUCCAUCAUGCUGCUAUCCGGAUCCAGGGUUGGGACAAUUUCAUGAAGGACAACAAGGAAUGUGGGGCACAACGUUUCAUCUCUUUGUUCCAAGGUUUGAAUAAUGCGACAUAUCUGUCGCUGGAUAACUGCACCUUUAAGGCACUGAGGAAAGUUUCCGAGGUUCUGGAACAACAACAAUCCUCUCCCUUUACGAGAUUGAAGACGUUGAUUGUGAAGACUUAUUGUGGACGUGACGACGUACCUGACAAACUAGUCCAUUACUUUCUUAAAGGGUCGGCUAGUAUGAACCCAGAUGUUGAGUGUAUUUGGCCAUGUCGUGAACCAUUUUGCCGUGGUUGCUGAUUGUGGUACUCAUGCAUAUAGGUUGGAUUUUAUUUUUUUACAGAUCAUUUACCAGUAGGUCAUGAAUUUGUCCAAGUGAUUCAUGAAAGGUUCAAAAAUUGUUUUUUAUUGCAAUCCAUACCAUUUUGCUGGGUUGGCCACAUUGUCAACAUUUGUGAAAGUAGUUAAGUUUUUAUUCUUGGUUUGCCAUCUUCUUCAUGCUUUGUCCUUUGAUUUGAAGAGAAAGACCUCUCUGAAUAGUUUGUUUCUCCCUCAGUUCUGGACUUAUGCUACCAAGCUAACCUAAAUCAACUAUAUUCUCAAACUUAUGGGGCUUGUAAAUUAGCUCAGAAUUUAGCUCGCUUACUUCCUGGAAGGGUCUUCUGCUGCAGAACCAACUCUUGAGUUUAUAUAACGUAGUAUUGGUAAAGCAUUUUGCCGUAGUGUAGUUUCUGAUUGCUGUACAUGAAGAUUAUUUGCAUUGAGCUUCGUUGUAUUUACUAUUUACCACUCGAAGAUGAUUUGUGCAAGUGACUCUAGACCUAUUUGCUUAUUUUUUACUGCAAUCAUGUCAGCUUACUUGUAAUUUAUGGUUUCAUGACUUCAACUCAGCGCUUCCGUAGAUAUCUUUUUUAUCAGGAGCCUUUUGUCUCUGAAAGGUUUGGUCUUUCCUUAGUUAUGGACUUCUGGUGUUUGCCCAAAUGGUCCGUCUAUUUUUACUACUUUACAUGCUAGAUAAGAAGUAUUUAGAAGCCAAAGCAUGGUUGUGCUGCUGAAGUAUGAAACUUGACAGAAUACUGUCAAAUGAUAUUGUAUUAUAUCUUUACAUUGUGCCUUAGUGGUGAGUCUACUAAGGUAAGUAUGAACGGUUUGCCAACCAAUCCUACUGUUUCUGCUGUUUAUUGCCGCUUUCCCCGGAUGAGAUUGGUAUGGUUCAGCAUAUAUAAUAGAGGUUGCUGAGUAAACGUCUCUACAACAUGGAAUCAGCCUUGCAGUGUUGACAGUGGAGGAUACCGUAGUUUGUAGUCGUAGCCUUGCAGUGUUGCUGUUUUCCUUAAAACAGAUUAUCGUGAAUCACUUUGCUAUAUGUGUAGCAUGUUACCGUCGCCAUUUCUGAAGUAUGAAUUACUUUGUUCAUCUCAAAGAACUUGGUAGUUGUUGGUAAUUCAUUUACCUUUAAGUGAUGAAUUUGUCCAAGUAAUUCAUGAAAGAUACUCAAUUUGUCCAAGUAAUCAUGAAAGAUUUUCCUUCCCUAAUCUUAACCUAAUUCUUUUCUCAAAUCCCUAAUCCCUCUUGUCCAUUCCCAAAUCCAACCGCAUUCUAUCAGAAAUUGAAACACUUCAUCCUUGGCAGCAUUCUUGCACUUCAGAGUUCAGAUGUCUUAAGAGUUGCAGUCAUGACAGCAUAACUGGAAUUUAUGACUUCUGUACUUCAACGUUAAUUCUUCAUUCGUAUCUUCUUUGUCAGGAGCUCUACAUCUCUGAAAGGUUUGGUCUUUUCCCAGUUAUGGACUUGUGGUGUCUUCCUAAUUAACUUCUUACACGUUGGAUUAACUGAUGAUUUAGCUGUAUUUCUGAAGUAAUUAGAAACCAUUGCUGUGGCUCGUUAUAUAUAGGUUGCUGAGAACAUAUCUGGUACAGUUCGCUAUUCAGCCUUGCCUGAAAUAAAAGUAGCUUCUAGUGAAAACCCAUUUGGGCAUUGAAUGGUUAUAAUUUACCCAUCGUGGGUUAGUGCUUGACCCCAUCUUAUAAAGACAGUAUUUCAUC
This is a messenger RNA of Linum trigynum, 3360 nucleotides long. The record is from the annotation of a GenBank genome assembly. NCBI's taxonomy places the organism in Eukaryota, Viridiplantae, Streptophyta, Magnoliopsida, Malpighiales, Linaceae.